GUGUGCGCGCACAUCAGUAAAUGUAUCACGUAGCACUACAACAGCCAUUCUUCAUGCGAUCUUCGCAGACCUAUUGGAGAAACUCCCCCCAAGGCAAGAUCUGUCACUGUUCACUCAUUUGCUGGGAGACGAUCAGAAGCGAUGUUAAAUGCACCAAGAAACACACCGGAGUCUGUUGUAAAGGCGUCGAGAGGAUUCCGGUCAGAUCUCAUAGCGAAGGGAGCAGGUUUCAACAGUUGACGCGGAGGGAACUGAGCGCAGGAGAAAAAAAAAAGAUUCAUUUUGAUUAUCUGAAACCUCUUUUUCGCGUUUUUUUUCUUCUUUUCUUCUUUCUCCUCACCACCCGGCCAACGUUACCGGGGAGGGGGGGGGCAGUGCAGAUGAGCAUUGUCCGAAUGAAGGAUACAACCUCACCGGGUCCAAUCGGACUGGAUUAUGGGAUUACCGGACUGAUUAUUGGCAAAUCAUCGGGCAAAAGUCGCCGCCGCGCCGUAGAUGCUCUUUGAAUGACGGGAACACAAAAGGUUUGGACGCGACUCGCGGCUCCGUCUCGUGCUUUUCUUCCACUUUGUGGCAUGGGUAGGUCUGCGUCUGCAGCGAGAGCUCAACCCGUAUGCAACAGUGUGCCGCACAGGAGGAAAAAGUGAAUGCAUUGUGAAUGGUGACAUCGGACGCGGUGCAUUUUGAACGGGCAUGUCAGUAUGUGCCGUAGCCUAGGUGCAAAUGUCGCAUGAGGGCAAUGCGCUUUUAAAAAAAAAAAAGAAAAGCUGCGGUCUAACCUUCGCUACAGAGAUUCAAACGCUUUAACCUUGGAUGCAGUAGGGAAUAUUAAUACUUUAUAGUCAUCGAUUAUUCAUUAAGACCCCCCUCCCCUCGGCCGCCCCCCCCCCCCACCUCCAUCCACCCCCGUGAGGAAAAACAACAGCAUUUUUCUCGUCCACUAUGUUGAAUUUGAUCUUUUAUUCAUGCGUGAGGUGUCGUCGGGCGGUCAUCUUUGUUUACAGAAAGAGUUCAUCGCGGUCGAGGUAGAAAAAAAAGAGAUUUAAAGGCAAUAAGGACACACAACGCGGAUACAUAGCCACAUAGUUUGGGAUUGGCGACAACCACAUGUUUGGUUUGGGUUUAUUCCUCCAGGUUUGCCGUAAUCAACAGGUUGAAAGUCAACGAGGAUUUUCUUCUUUUCCGGUCUGCCAGUACCGCAUAUCCAGUUGAAGGGAUGCGUCUCUCUGUACCCAUUUUCUUUUUGCUGUGGGUUCAAGCCCUGACAUUGAAAAAUCUGAAUUAUUCUGUUCCGGAGGAGCAAGGACCCGGCACUGUUAUAGGUAAUAUAGCAAAAGAUGCCGGUUAUGGGACCAUGGAGAGAGGGAAAAAAUCGAACUUUCGAGUACUGGAGAAUUCUGCUCCACAUCUGGUGGAUGUUGACCCGGAGAGUGGACUAAUCUUCACCAAACAAAGGAUUGACAGGGAAACGUUAUGCAGGCGCAACCCAAAGUGCCAGCUCUCCAUGGAGGUGUUUGCCAAUGACAAGGAGAUAUGCAUGAUCAAGAUUGAUAUACAGGACAUAAAUGACAACUCUCCCAGUUUCCCUUCAGAUCAUGUUAAUAUUGAUAUUUCAGAAAAUGCAGCGGCUGGGACACGCUUCCCCCUCACCAUUGCACAUGACUCGGAUUCUGGAGAAAAUGGGAUAAAGACCUACCAGGUCACGAGAGAUGAUUACAAUACAUUUUCGUUGGAUUUAAAAGUGAGGGGUGACGGGACUAUAUAUCCGGAGCUGGUGGUUCAGAGACCUCUGGAUAGGGAGGAUCAGAGUCAUCACACCCUCCUGCUCACAGCAAUUGAUGGCGGGGAGUAUCCGAGAUCAGGGUCCAUGCAAAUCAAUGUCAGAGUGACUGAUUCGAAUGACAACAGCCCAGUGUUUGAGAAAUCCUCUUAUGUGAUUGAGAUUCCAGAGAAUUCUCCUCCUGGAAAAGUACUCAUAGAUUUAAACGCCACUGACCAAGAUGAGGGGAGCAACGGGCAGGUGGUCUAUUCCUUCACCGGAUACGCUUCUGAGAGAAUCCAGGAUUUGUUCUCCAUUGACUCCAAUACUGGCAUGAUCAAGGUCCAUGGAGAAAUCGACUAUGAGGAGAAUCCAAUCAUAGAGUUUGAUGUUCAAGCUAAAGAUCUCGGCCCCAACCCAAUACCAGGCCACUGUAAAAUAACUGUCAAAGUGCUCGACAAAAAUGACAAUUCGCCGGUAAUAAGUUUUGUCUCCGUCCGGCAGGGAGCCAUCAGUGAGGCAGCACCUCCAGAAUCUGUCAUAGCGCUGGUGAGAGUGACGGAUAAAGACUCUGGCCGAAAUGGUCAACUUCAGUGCAGGGUGCUGGGAAAUGUGCCCUUCAGGCUCCAGGAGAACAAUGACAAUUUCUACACGCUCCUCACGGACAGACCCCUGGACAGGGAAAUGAAAGACGAAUACAACGUAACGAUAGUUGCGAGAGACAAUGGGAUCCCGUCUUUGAACUACACAAAGUCGUUUACUGUGAAAAUCCUGGAUGAAAAUGACAAUGCACCACGUUUUACAAAGACUGUGUAUGUGCUACAGGUGCCUGAGAACAACAUCCCCGGGGAAUACCUGGGCUCUGUUCUGGCCCACGACCCCGACGUAGGUCGAAAUGGAACGGUGUCGUACUCCAUUCUGCCUUCCCACAUAGGGGAUGUCUCCGUUUAUACAUACGUAUCUGUCAACCCCACCAAUGGAGCCAUAUACGCCUCACGCUCUUUCAACUACGAGCAAACGAAAUCCUUUGAGUUCAAAGUUCAAGCUAAAGACGGAGGAUCCCCUCACAUGGAAAGCACUUCUAUAGUUAAGGUCAACGUCCUUGACGUCAACGACAAUCUCCCAGUCAUCAUCUUACCCCUGCUGCAGAAUGAUACAGCCGAAAUCCCCGUGCCUAGAAACGUUGGUAUUGGAUACAUUGUUGCCACAGUGAAAGCGGUGGACCAUGACCACGGAGAAAGUGGACAUUUGACCUAUGAAAUCACAGAGGGAAAUGACGAUCACCUGUUUGAGAUGGAUCCGGUGGGAGGGGAGGUCAGAACUGCUCAUGCUCUUUGGGAAGAGGUCACCCCAGUGGUUGAGCUGGUGGUGAAGGUAACUGACCAUGGCAAGCCCCCCUUAUCUGCCGUGGCUAAGCUCGUCAUUAAGGCGAACGCGGAGACGGCGGCGGGAGGGGGUUCCAGCGCGAGCGGGGAGCAGCAGCACUGGGAUGUAUCCCUGCCCCUCAUAGUUACCCUCUGCAUAAUCUCCGUCAUGCUCCUAGCAGUCAUGACCGCCAUCGCCGUCAAGUCCAAACAUCAAGAUAAGGAGACUGGGAAUUAUAACUGCCGCAUGGCUGAGUACUCCAAUCCUCCAGUGGGGAAAGGCAAAAAGAAAAGGAUCAACAAGAGUGACAUCAUGCUGGUGCAGAGUGAGAUGGAGGAGAGAGAUUCUGCCAGCCGGAUGAAUGUGGUGAGCAGUCCUUCUCUCAUCACUUCACCAAUAUGUUUUGACUACCAGAGUCCUCUGCCGCUCACACUGCCCAGGUCAGAGGUCAUGUACCUGAAAACCACCCCAAACAGCCUGACGGUCCCCAGGGCUGGUUGCCACUCCAGCUUCGCCGGGCUUAGCACAGACACUCCAGCGAAUAGGAUGUCAGUGAUACAGACAGAAAAUUUCACCUCAGAGCCCAAUUACGCUGGCGGCAGGCAGCCAUUUGUUCAAAGCUCAACAUUUAAGGAUGCAGAACGAGCAAGCCUCCGAGACAGUGGCCAUGGUGAUAGUGACCAGGCUGACAGUGACCAGGAUACUAAUAGAGGCUCACACUGCGACGCGGCUGCUAGGGAGGCCCUCAAGAUGAAAGCAACAGCAGUUAAUGGCCAGCCUUUUGAGCAGGAGCAAGACAAAUCAGCCCACUGCACCGACGAAUGUCGCGCACUGGGACAUUCUGACAGAUGCUGGAUGCCAAAGUUACGGGUAGGAAGCCAAGCAGACAGCGCCGAUAAUCGCACCAACCUUUUCAUCCCCGUGGGAAUGGAUGCCAUGGUAGAGACAGAGAUUUAUGGCACCAUCAGCUGCGGCAGCAGAAAAACCCUCAGCACGUUCGGAAAAGAGCAGCGGGACAGCACAAUCCUCGUGGCCAACGUCAAACCGUACCUGAAAUCGCAGCGCGCCCUGAGCCCCCCUCUGCAGGAGAGCCCGUCUGGGUCCAGCAGUCCCACCAAGAGCAGCGCGCCCCCAGACUUGGCCAGCCGCGAGUCCAGAGAAGAGCGGGAGGGCGGUUCAGACAGCAGUGCCUACGGCCCGCCAGAUGGCCAGUGCUCCCCGCUGCACACCGGAAUGGAGGAGACCCCCUACCUGACCCGCGAGCUCAGGCCUAAGUCCCUGUCAAGCAGCCUCCUCCACAGCUCCGUCAUCAGCCAGGAGUGCGGGGGGUCCGACUGCGCUCUCGACCCGCGGGACUCCGGUAACUGACAGGUCAGGUGACCACCCCCCCACCCCACCCGUUCUCUCAGUUGCCAGGAGUAUGAUGAUAAUAUUACAGGUUAAUGACCAAGAGGUGAUUUAUUUUGAACCACACGGGGGGGGGGUCCAGACACGCAUUGUAUAACCAAAAACCAUCUGCUUUGUCUGUUUGUUUUUUAGUUUGUGACUUGUUGUGUUUAGGUGAAAAAUGUGUCUUUGACUGCUGUGAAGGUUCGGGAAGAAAAUCAGUGCUUACCUGACUUCAAGUGUUUUCAUGGUGUACUGUACCUGUCAAUUUAGAUGUCUGUAUUUGACCCAUUUCAAGCUCCAAUUUUGUGAGGCUGUGAAAAAAAAAUUGCUACUGUUAAGCUAUUGAGUCCUGUCUGCUCUUGUACGGUGAAGCUUCCUGUCUCCAUUUAGUGUAUAAGGAACAUCUCUUUGAAUAUCACAGGCAACUGAAAUACAUAUCAGUGACGUUAAAUACAAAAGUGAAGUGUCUUAUGAACUGUUAAUGGUGGUGCGACGGGGAAUGUCCCUUUUCAUAAAACCAUUUGAGGUUCCGAUAAAACAGUUUUUUAAGAAUGUAUUUGUAAUUUUAUUGUUGUCCUCUGCAGUUUAUGUGAAAAUAAGCUGAGCUUACACGUGAAUGUGGGCUACUGUACGUGUUCUGUAUUUUAUUAAAUUUGUAUACACUGUG
Messenger RNA from Pungitius pungitius (ninespine stickleback), 5180 nucleotides. RefSeq names its product protocadherin-17-like. The coding region runs from base 1217 to 4492 and encodes 1091 amino acids. The transcript is spliced from 4 exons. Gene Ontology annotation, cellular component: plasma membrane. Gene Ontology annotation, molecular function: calcium ion binding. NCBI's taxonomy places the organism in Eukaryota, Metazoa, Chordata, Actinopteri, Perciformes, Gasterosteidae. Gene Ontology annotation, biological process: homophilic cell-cell adhesion. The record is from RefSeq and is a predicted model, not a curated record.